UGUUGUGAGAGGGUAACAGCGCAUGACUACGAAACAAAACGCUGACUUACAAUGACGUCGAACAAUGACGUGCUGUCUGGUUGUGCCAAAAUGGCGCUGGGAUGAAAUUACCACUUCCUUCGAAGAAAUGAAGAAUUAAGCUUACUGUUAUGGCAGAGGUGGAGCUUCCCAUUGUCUAUCUGUCCUUGCUAUAGCUGUUUUUGGGAGCCAUAGAGAGAACUACUUAAUCCUAGAUAAAGUUAUGAACAAGCCUGUGACUCGAGGAAGCAAACGGAAGAAGGAAGCAAAUACAGCUCCUCCUUUGGAUGAGCCAUCUGCUUCAUUGUUACUGCUUGAGCGAGGUGAAGAGUUAUUUUUGCCAAGCAGUGCACCGGAAGAAGUGACUUCUCCUCAGGAGGAACAUCUUUCACCAGAAAUUAAGAGACGCAGAAUAGAUGACGAGACUGUGGAAGAGACCGUUGCAGGGAACACUGUUGAUAGUGGGCCAGCUGCUCUAGAGACACACACUACAGAAAGUAGAACAGACAGUGAACCAACAACUGUAGAGUCACCUACAAUAUCACGCUCUCAAGAAGAUGUGAUGAUUGUUGGUGAUGUUCAAGUUGCAAGGCCAGAAGUAAUAGAUCUGGAAAAACUUCCAACCAUUAGACAAGGUGGUUCUGUUGUUGUAGACUUGACUAAUGAUUCAGGUUUCCAUGACAGCAAUGUGGUGGAUUUAACAAGUGAAAGCCCAGCAGAUUCCUCAAUCGAUUCCAGCCCUGUUAUUGUGUGUGUGAAUAGAAUAUACCGUGGAGAUCCUAUUAGCCAGUUGUCAUCUUGUCGUUUUGCACAACCUAGUGUGUUGAACAGACCAUUAUUCAAUGCUGAUGAUGAAAUACAAGAGGUAGUUGAUAGUAAUACAACAAGUGAACAGAACACUGGUGUAGUUGUAGCUUCAACAUCUAACAGUGAUGAUCCAGCUGCUACAACAACUGAAAAGAAGAUAAGCUGUCCUAUAUGUUUGGAUGACGAAAAAACUAUAAAGAGAAGAAAAAGGAAGUUAAUGUCAACAACUUGUGGACACGUGUUUUGUGACCAGUGUAUAAGAAGUGCAGUUCAGAUGCAAAACAAAUGCCCAACAUGUAGAAAGAAACUUUCUUUGAGACAACUACACCCAAUUUUCCUUUAAUGACAAUUAAUUAUUAUUGACCCAACACUGCAGUGGCCUCCUAGCCAGACUUUCUUGCACUUGUCACUUGCUUCUUCCUCAAUAAGCAUGUGUGUAAGUGGCUACAAUUUCAAGGAUAUAUUUUGAUAAAUUAUCCUCUUGAACAGAAAGCUCACAAAAUUUUGUAAUUGUUUUGUCAUCAGUUGCUCUUGUCAUCUGCCAAUGAUGCCAAUAUGAGACCAUUAAUUAAAAGGCUAGCUAUUGCUGGCUGGAGAAAAUGCAUAAAAGUGCUUAACGUUUUCAUAAGCUGAUGUAAAAUUAAAGGUAGUUAUCAAUGGACAGCCACGAAAGGCUACCUCACUUAAGGGGUAGCUUAUGUGAGUGAUAGUUGAGUUAUACGUAACUGAUAAUUUAACAAAACUUGAAUAAAACACGCUGUAAUUACUGACCAGUAAGGCAUGUACAAGGAGUUGAGAGAAAACCAAAGGAGCAAACUUUGCCUGAGUUUCUCAUUAUAAAAUUCUGAGGUCGGAGGAACGCAAUUCUUUGGUAGAGAAGGCUGUUUAUUGUUGAAAUUUGCACACUCAGGUGUUUUCCAACAACGUAUGUUAAAUCAAA
Messenger RNA from Orbicella faveolata, 1765 nucleotides. RefSeq lists its product as uncharacterized. The record is from RefSeq and is a predicted model, not a curated record. Gene Ontology annotation, biological process: positive regulation of transcription by RNA polymerase II. Gene Ontology annotation, molecular function: transcription factor binding. Lineage: Eukaryota; Metazoa; Cnidaria; Anthozoa; Scleractinia; Merulinidae.